Anarrhichthys ocellatus (wolf-eel) is the source of this 977-nucleotide messenger RNA. RefSeq names its product cysteine-rich protein 1. Gene Ontology annotation, biological process: intrinsic apoptotic signaling pathway in response to DNA damage; regulation of gene expression. Bases 138 to 341 code for a protein of 67 amino acids. The transcript is spliced from 4 exons. The record is from RefSeq and is a predicted model, not a curated record. Gene Ontology annotation, molecular function: zinc ion binding. Lineage: Eukaryota; Metazoa; Chordata; Actinopteri; Perciformes; Anarhichadidae.
UGCAGAUUAACGGUUUUCCUGUCAAUUUUCAGUUCACACACACAUAUGCUCAUACAUGCUCUCGUAGGAUAUAUUUUCUCACAAAGCAAGCUGAAGUGCACGUGCCCAGACUGUAUGUUAAAUAAUUAUAUGCCAUCAUGGUAGGGUACUGUCCGAUCUGUGGGAAGCCGGUCUUCUUUGGUGAGAAGAAGAGGUCCUUAGGGAGGGACUACCACCCUCUAUGUCUCAAGUGUCAAAAGUGCAACAGACAGCUCACAGCUGGACAACAUGCUGAGUAUGAUGAGAAGCCAUAUUGUCCACACUGCUACCUGAAGAUGUUUGGUCCAAGAGGUAACAGGUGACUGAUUUUGCCAUGGCACAGUGCAGCUCGUUCAUGGACACCAGACUGAACCAACAUGGACAAAUGCUGACAGAGGCCUACAAUAGACCCCAAAUCAUGACAAAAUAGAGAGAUAAAUAUGAAUGAUAGGCAGCUAUCUACCAGCCUGUCCACUUCAGUUGUCGAUCAUUUACACCUCCACAAAAUGAAGUAUUUAUAAAUGUGUGAUGACCACUUGAUGCCACGUGUAGGUGAUUGUUCACUUUUAUAAUGUGAAUUAAUUUUGAUUGUAAGUCUGUAUUAAUAAAUGCAUUUUUAAACUUGCUAACGUCUAACCCUGGUGGAUGUCUCAGCCUCUGUGGUGAACUUUGUAGUCAGGAGCCCACAUGCUCAUAUCUGGGCAUGCUGGGUGGGUGUAUUUGCUCACAAGCUAACCAAUACUCUAAUCACAGACAACACACGUGCACACACAAAAAAGGGAGUUGAGCUAUAAUGUUCUCCCUCUCUCCCUCAUCAAGCAACCAGGGGAAAGGAGGAGGAAGGAAGGAUGGAGGAAUGGAUGAGGGUGGUUGCUGUUGGCAGGGUAAACCAAAUAUUGUGCCAGCGGAAUCUGCUGGAAUGGGUGCUACAGAGACGCAAAGACAGAUCUCACACACAC